Molecule: messenger RNA, 1710 nt
Organism: Rasamsonia emersonii CBS 393.64
Lineage: Eukaryota; Fungi; Ascomycota; Eurotiomycetes; Eurotiales; Trichocomaceae
Product: Mannose-1-phosphate guanylyltransferase
Exons: 9
Coding region: 1-1710 (569 amino acids)
Biological process (GO): biosynthetic process
Cellular component (GO): cytoplasm
Molecular function (GO): transferase activity
Source: RefSeq, a predicted model, not a curated record
AUGGUAAGCAAAAGUCAAACCAAGUCCCAUGGCGACCAUUCCCAAGGAAUUUGUGGUGGAAGACUCCGUCGACGACAGCAGCGUGAACAAACACCUGCGUAUAGCUACCCCCAAAAUUGGCAGGAACAGGCCGGCAGUCUGUCCUGCACGCUCAGAGCUAACAAGCUACACCAAACGUUUCAAUUGGCCCAAAGACAAACCAGGCUGGGUGAACUGUUUGGGUUUAUUUUACUCUCAGGGAUUUGUCCCUUAGAAGCCAGACAUCUCAGGCGUUACAACACCAGUAAGUUUAACAGCCUAAUCGAGCCAUUAAGUGUCACCGGACUGCAGAUUGUGAGAGCAGCCCUGCUGUUGCAGGGCUUACUCCAGAGUACUUUAAUUAUCUCCGCCCCAAGGAUGCUCCAGGUUCCGCAUCGGGAACACAACCUGGCCUCGACCAAGGCCGUGAUUUUGGUCGGUGGUCCUUCCAGAGGAACUCGUUUCAGGCCUCUGUCGCUUGAUAUUCCCAAGCCUCUCUUUGAAGUCGCCGGCCAUCCAAUCAUCUGGCACGCCCUCAAGGCCCUUGCGAAAGUCCCUGGACUCCGAGAAGUCUACCUGGUCGGCUACUACGACGAGAUCGUCUUCCGAGACUUCAUCAAGGACUCCCACAAGGAGUUUCCCCAUCUGCGCAUCCAAUACCUACGAGAGUACCAGGCACUCGGCACCGCUGGCGGUCUGUACCAUUUCCGCGAUGCUAUUCUGAAGGGCAAACCGGAGCGCUUCUUCGUGCUCAAUGCCGACGUGUGCUGCUCGUUCCCCCUCCUUGAGAUGCUGAAGCUGUUCGAAGAGAAGGAUGCGGAGGCCGUCAUCCUGGGAACGAGAGUCAGCAACGAGGCUGCGACCAACUUUGGUUGCAUUGUGUCCGACUCGCACACCAAGCGUGUUCUGCACUACGUCGAGAAGCCCGAGUCCCACAUCUCGAACCUGAUCAACUGCGGUGUAUACCUGUUUGCGACAGAAUGCAUCUUCCCUUCCAUCCGCAGCGCGAUCAAGCGACGCACCACUCGCCCCCGCCUUGUCUCCUACCCGUCGUCGGAGAAUCUCGAGUCGUCGUUUGUGGCAGAGCAGGAGGAGGAUGCUGAGAAGCCCGAGGUGCUGCGCUUGGAGCAGGACAUCCUCUCCGAUCUCGCCGACAGCAACCGAUUCUUCGUCCACGAGACCAAGGACUUCUGGCGGCAGAUCAAGACCGCUGGCUCUGCCGUGCCCGCCAACGCCCUCUAUCUCCAGAAAGCGUUCCAGGCGCAGUCGGAUGAACUCACUCCCCCGUCGGCGUCCAUUGUGCCGCCGGUCUACAUCCACCCCACCGCGACGGUCGACCCAACCGCGAAGCUGGGCCCCAAUGUCUCCAUUGGCCCUCGCGCCGUGAUCGGGGCGGGAGCCCGGGUCAAAGAGUCGAUCGUUCUCGAAGACGCCGAAAUCAAGCACGACGCCUGCGUGUUGUACUCCAUCAUCGGCUGGAGCAGCCGUGUGGGAGCCUGGGCUCGUGUAGAGGGUUCUCCAACGCCAGUGGGGAGCCACUCUACGAGCAUCAUCAAGAACGGCGUCAAGGUGCAGAGCAUCACGAUCUUGGGAAAAGAGUGCGUCGUCGGAGACGAGGUGCGAGUACAGAACUGUGUUUGCUUGCCGUACAAGGAGUUGAAGAGGGAUGUCGCCAAUGAAGUCAUUAUGUAA